Zingiber officinale is the source of this 1089-nucleotide messenger RNA. RefSeq names its product pentatricopeptide repeat-containing protein At3g25210, mitochondrial-like. Gene Ontology annotation, molecular function: protein binding. The coding region runs from base 1 to 1089 and encodes 362 amino acids. The transcript is spliced from 4 exons. The record is from RefSeq and is a predicted model, not a curated record. NCBI's taxonomy places the organism in Eukaryota, Viridiplantae, Streptophyta, Magnoliopsida, Zingiberales, Zingiberaceae.
AUGAAAGAUAAGUACCCCAUCCCCAUCAUUGAUGAAUUACUUGAUGAAUUAGGAGGUUCCUCAUUCUUCUCAAAGUUAGAUUUUCGCUCAGACUUCCAUCAUAUAAGAAUCCAUCAGCCAGAUAUUCCAAGAACAGCCUUUCAGACUCAUGAUGGUCCUUAUGAAUUUUUAAUCAUGUCUUUCAAUUUAACUAAUGCACAUUCUACAUUCCAAAGUUUGAUGAAUGAUAUCUUCAGGCCUUACCUCUUUCAUCGUUCAUCGUUCGAAGAUCAUGUGCAUCACCUUUAUAAAGUACUUACUCUUUUGCAUGAGCAUUCUCUUUCUGUGAAAAGAGCUAAGUACAGCUUUGGGGCAACUAAGGUGGAAUAUCUUGGUCAUAUUUGUUGCUCCCGCCGCCCCCUUUUCUCCCGCGCCUUCGAUCUAUACAAGCAGAUGCAGCAGCGUCGGGGUAGCAGCAACAACAACAGCAACACCCAGGCGUGUCGGCCAUCCAUAGAGACCUAUUCGAUGCUCCUGGCUGUGGUGCUCCGUCGGAUCAGCGAGCCACCGGUCUUAUACGUGUAUCUCCACUCCGUUCGCUCGCUGGUGCGGCAGAUGAAGUCUUCGGGCAUGAUCUCGAACACCUUCGCGCUCAACCUCAUCAUCAAGGCCUAUGCACGGUGCUUGGAGAUGGAGGAGGCCAUCCAAGUGUUCAGGGAGAUGGGGCUCUACGGGUGCGAGCCCAACGAGUACUCCUACAGUUACAUCGUGCAAGGGCUUUGCCAGAAGGGCUGGUUGGAGAAGGCAUUGAACUACUUCAAUGAGAUGAGGUCGAAGGCACUAGUGCCCACGACGACUAUAUACAUGGCGAUGAUCUGCAGCCUGUCAUUGGAGCGGCUGUUAGAGGUGGCGGUCGAGGUGGUAUACGAUAUGUUGGAGAACUGCAAGGCACCGGACAUUCUGACCUACCGGACCUUGCUGGAGGAGAUAUGCAGGGAGGGGCGAUUGGAGGUGGCAUAUGAUCUGCUGGAGGAGCUCCGACGGAGGAAGGGCGCCAUGAAAGGAAGGAUGCACUCCGACUUGUUGGCCAGCCUGCACUGGGUCUGCUAG